AUGAACAGGCAGCCACAGCAACUCUUGCAGCAGCAGCUCUUACAGCCAGAUUGGCAGAAGGGAUGCUCAGCAGCAACAACAGUUACACAGAGCCACUCAAAUCCAUUGCUGCCCUCAGGGAACAUGCCUGCCUCAAACUAUGGUCAGCUGGCUGCUUCUACUUCAGGAGUGGGAACCAUGCCAGAUCCAUCAGUCUUGUCAUCUUUCCUGGGGAGUGUGAGAGGAAGGCUUCAUUUGGAUGGGUACAGUGCAAACCUACAGCAGUUUGCCAGUUUGCCCUCUCAGUUUCAGCGCCUGCAAUAUCUGCCUCAGAGCCAGAGUUCAAGUCAAGAGUGUGGCUUGACUCUACACUCAGCAGCCACCCAAUGGCAGUUAUUUACUUCAGCAGUCACCCCUUGGGAGUCAUAUGGCUCAGCAGCCACCCAGUGGAAGCCACAUCUCUCUGCAGACACCCACCGGAAGACAUGUGCCUCCCCAGCUUCAUAA
Messenger RNA from Candidula unifasciata, 486 nucleotides. The record is from the annotation of a GenBank genome assembly. NCBI's taxonomy places the organism in Eukaryota, Metazoa, Mollusca, Gastropoda, Stylommatophora, Geomitridae.